This is a messenger RNA of Amoebophrya sp. A120, 541 nucleotides long. The record is from the annotation of a GenBank genome assembly. Lineage: Eukaryota; Dinophyceae; Syndiniales; Amoebophryaceae.
CGGUAGCGCAGUGCUGCUUUAUGAUUCAGAUUGAUGGUUAUUGACUUUUAGCGAAAAUCAUGAGUUUGUUUUCUCCAAGCCACGAGCUGUGUGAUUCUGAGUCCUCGUCCGUUGAGGACGAGGAAGACGACCUCCUCGCGGACGACCUAGUUCCCGCGAAGAAAAAAAGCGCGAAACCACUUCGCAAAAAAGCGAAAAGCGCCGCGCGAGGUCACCUUGUCCGCAAGGGUGCCACAAACGAGAAAAAAUCGCAGAGCGACCGCAUCUACAGCGUCCAUUCCGCUAGUACAAGGUCGACCGGUUGCCGGGACAAUCAGCAGGGAGGCAAUGCUGAGCUGCUCAGGGAUGCGACUGACGAUAAGGAUAAGCACCACCAGCGGAGCGAUGGUCUGCUGGGUACCACUUCUAGUUCAUCUAGUAGCUUUUCCUACAACCGGGGCCGAGUCAAUCACGUAGGCCCUCCUGUCACGCACAGCAGCGUCGCCUCGAGCUCAACGACAACAGCACUGGGCGCGGAGGGAAGCAACACCACCAACAUGGC